Akanthomyces muscarius is the source of this 390-nucleotide messenger RNA. RefSeq lists its product as uncharacterized. Gene Ontology annotation, molecular function: structural constituent of cell wall. The coding region runs from base 1 to 390 and encodes 129 amino acids. The transcript has 2 exons. Gene Ontology annotation, cellular component: fungal-type cell wall. The record is from RefSeq and is a predicted model, not a curated record. Gene Ontology annotation, biological process: fungal-type cell wall organization. Lineage: Eukaryota; Fungi; Ascomycota; Sordariomycetes; Hypocreales; Cordycipitaceae.
AUGAAGUUCUCUGUCGCUGCCGUCCUCGCCGUCGCCGCUGGUGCCUCUGCCCACUCCAACGUCACCGUCACCACCGAGGUCGUUGACGUCUACACCACCUACUGCCCUGAGGCCACCCAGAUCACCCACGGCACCAAGACCUACACCGUCACCGCCCCCACGACCCUGACCAUCUCCGAGUGCCCCUGCACCAUCACCCGCCCGGUCACCGUCACCUCUUCCGUUGUCUGCCACAACUGCCCCAAGCCCACUGGCGCUCCCCCUGCCCAGAGCUCCAACGGCACCGUUCCCGUUCAGCCCACCACCACCGGCGUCCCUCCCACCGCUGGUGCCGCCAAGGCCGUCCCCGCCCUUGCUGGUCUCGUCGGUCUCGUCGCUGCCCUUCUGUAA